GCCUCCAAGAUUCUCCUCGGUAGUCGGUACUCCGUACUGUCUACUACUCUUUCAUUUCCGCCCAAGCAGGUGGUGAAAAGCUACUCCGCUACUCAUACUAUCAUGGAUGUUACCUGAAUACACUUGCAGUCUGGAGUACCUCCUAUUGCUGACGCUCCAUUUGCCAUCGGCAAUUGAGCUGCCAGUUCCGUGCACACUAACAAUAAAGCACGAAACCAGAUUCCGAGACAUCCUGGUGUCGAAGCAAGGAACGCUUAUCCAUCAACAACAAGGCUGCCGCACCUUGUCAACAAAUCCUUCCUCAAAGUAUGCUACACACAUGGUCAUUGCUCAUAGACAGACACAGCGACGAGAGACUCCUAGAAUUGUUCCAUCCUGCCUGAAGGGGCUAAAGAUGGAGUCUGAAUCGGGUUACCGAUCAGAACCUUAUCAAAAUGAUAAGAUACACGGCCAACCCGCAUUAAAGUUUUCAACGCAAUGAUCGUCUAGCCCUGCGAAAUAGUGCGAAUCCGAAUUUCCGAAGGCCUGGCCUUGCAUUUCAGCUGA
Messenger RNA from Aspergillus saccharolyticus JOP 1030-1, 546 nucleotides. RefSeq lists its product as uncharacterized. The transcript is spliced from 2 exons. NCBI's taxonomy places the organism in Eukaryota, Fungi, Ascomycota, Eurotiomycetes, Eurotiales, Aspergillaceae. The record is from RefSeq and is a predicted model, not a curated record. Bases 107 to 481 code for a protein of 124 amino acids.